Molecule: messenger RNA, 1424 nt
Organism: Aedes aegypti (yellow fever mosquito)
Lineage: Eukaryota; Metazoa; Arthropoda; Insecta; Diptera; Culicidae
Exons: 5
Coding region: 200-1369 (389 amino acids)
Source: RefSeq, a predicted model, not a curated record
CCAGACAAGAAUUCACCUUCAUUCCACUGGGAUGCUCUCAGUUAAACGCCGAAUGGUGUCUGAGUUUGAACUUAAAAGUACAACCCUUUAGUUCAUAAAUUUGAAACAUGAUUGUUUUGAUUGAGUGUGGGACGUAACUGGAGUGUAGUGUUGAAUCGCAUCAGUGCAUUAGCAGAGCAGAAGCAUAACAAAACCAAUAAUGAGAUUCGGUUCAGAAAGGUGUAUUUAUUGCCUGGGAGCAAUUCUGGCAAUCAAUCAGAUUGGACAGCUGUGUUCAGGGGAGAUAACGGAACAGAAGUUUGAUGCAGCUCAAUCAAAUCAAGGACAAAUCCCGGACGAUGGAGGAGGAAGUGGAAGUAACAAAGUUCUAUCGAGAAAAAGACGUUUCCUGCAGUUUCCAGAAGGCAGCUCGUUUCAAGUUGUGUACGAUCAAACCAUUCCAGUGGUGGGGAGCACUCUUUUAUUCACAGUCGGUGUAACGGUUGCUCUUGCCUAUCAGUUGCCCAGUAUAUCCGUUUUUGAAAUAUCGAAAAUGUUACGAGAGCAAGUCGAAGAAGGAGUACACUUACGACGAAAAGACGAAAAUGUCAAUACAACUACGCUGGUCGACACUAGUACGAGUAAAUAUGAGCAAAGUAAUAAGCACUCGUAUUACUACAACAAUCCUUAUGGAAACAGCUUAUACCAGCCGGCAAAUGGGACGAAGAACAUUUUUGGUUAUUACAACAAUUUGCAACAACAAAAUCAACAAGCACAAAUGGGUUACAACAAUCGAAUAAAAUACUAUACUAGCUCCAAUGAUAGCAGAUAUGAAGCAUACCAGAACAACGCAAACAAAUGGCCGCAAAAUCCAUCAUUUUCAUUGAAAGAUUUGCCGCCAAAUUUUCUAUCGCCAUACAACCAUACCAAAAAUGAUUGGAAUAGUCUCAUCAGUAGAUACUUUUUGAACUGGGUUCGAAAGCAUCCACCAAAUUAUCACCUGAGCAAAAAACGUUUCUACCCCGUGUUCGGCAAACGGAGCAUUGAAGAGCAUACCCAUCCCGAAGAUAAGUUCUUCCUGAGCCAUCAUCGCUCAACUCGACACGACUUGUACUUGCAGAUUGAAAAGUUUCUCGAUGCGAAGGGCAAACAUGGUCACCACUGCGUUUUGCGAGCCCUUUGUGAAAGUGGACAGCGAAGGAAUGCAAACGAACCGGACUCAUUUUUGAAGGAGAUUUUGAAGGCUGUUUUUAGUUUGCCAACGACGCACGAAACGCCCAUUCAUCACAAACAUCGAAUGUAUGACGAAGCUCACGGUCAUGAAGGAGAUUGUGCGGAAAAGUUUUCGUUUUGUCAGGAUAGUAUAUGGUCAGAUAGUUUUAUUUUCUGAAGGGUGUAGAACAACAGUUCGAAUGACAAAUAUUUUAUCGUUUAUAAUAAAACAG